UUAAAUGCAGUCAUAAUUUGGUCAUAAGAAAUCAAUAUUUCUGGUCAGAUUCACGUAAUGUGUUGUCUUGGAUCAAGUCAGACCAACGACGUUAUCGACAAUUCGUUGGCUUCCGUAUCGGGGAAAUUCUUAGCCUCACUAAUGGAUCAGAGUGGCGCUGGGUGCCGUCAAAGUUAAAUGAAGCGGAUUGCGUGACUAAAUGGAAACAAGGGUGGAAAUUGCACUCAGGAAGUUCUUGGUUUACAGGUGCAGACUUUUUGUCAAGUAACGAGCAGCACUGGCCGGUGCAGCCAGAAGUAAAAUCGAAUACAAACGAGGAAUUGAAAGCUUAUUUAUUGGUUCAUGAUAUAACGUUAUCAAAUUCUCUCAUCAACGUGAACAGAAUAUCUAAAUACAAUGUUCUCGUCCGAACUAUGGCCUGUGUGUUUAGAUUUGUCAGUAACUGCAAAAAGAUUAUAACAGGAGAACCUAUUGAACUCGUAAAGGCAACCGCAGGGCAGCUGAAAUUAGUUAUGCCGCACACAAAACCGACAAAGCGUCUGCCUCUUACGCAGGAAGAACUACUUAAAGCAGAAACAUAUCUUUUUAAAAUGAUACAAGCAGAGGCAUACGGUGGAGAUCUCAAGGUACUAUUGCACAACAAGGAGAAGCCAGUUUCUCAGUGGCUAACAGUAGAAACCUCGAGUCCCUUGUAUAAAUUGGCCCCCCUAAUCGACGAACGUGGGCUGGUACGAAUGGAAGGUAGAACGAAGAAUGCUUCCUUUCUGCCGUUUGACCUUCGUUUCCCGAUAGUAUUGCCGAAAGAUCAUCCAGUGACAGCUAAGCUCAUCCAUCAUUACCAUGAGAAGUUCGGUCACGGUUACAGGGAAACAGUAAAAAACGAACUUAAGCAACGGUUUUAUAUUGCGUCGAUAAGCAGAUUGGUGCCGAGAGUUGCAAAAGAUUGCAUGUGGUGUAAAGUCAAACGCAAUCGUCCAGUGACACCGAGGAUGGCACCGUUACCCAUCCAGAGAUUAAUCCCGUUUCAACGUCCGUUUAGCUUUGUUGGGAUCGACUAUUUAGGGCCUUUCGAGGUAUCUGUCAAUCGACGAAAGGAAAAGCGCUGGAUUGUUUUGUUUACGUGUAUGGUGGUGAGAGCUAUCCAUCUAGAGAUCGCACAUAGCGUAACCACCCAGGCUUGUUUGAUGUCUGUUAGAAGAUUCAUUUGUCGCCGGGGACCACCUCUGGAAAUUUUCUCCGAUAACGGCACGAACCUGAAAGGAGCAAGCAAAGAAUUAGCGAGAAUUAUUUGUGCAAUAAACGAAGAUUGCGGCAGCGAAUUAACAACUACUCGAACUAAAUGGAACUUUAAUCCUCCUGCCGCUCCGCAUAUGGGGGGCGUGUGGGAGCGCUUAGUGAGAUCCACUAAAGAAGCGUUGGCGGUAAUCGACGAAGGAGGCCGAUUAACCGAUGAAGUUCUGCUAACAUCGAUUUGCGAAGUAGAAGAUAUGAUAAAUUCACGGCCAUUGACCUACGUAUCACAAGAAGCCGAUGAGAUUGACACGCUGACACCAAACCAUUUUCUCAGAGGUGUAGCACCAAAUGAACCUGUGUUGACUCCACCGCCACCCUGUGCUGCCGAAGCACUCCGGAGCAACUAUCAUCGAUCGCAGCAAUUAGCAACGGAGAUGUGGAACCGAUGGUUAAAGGAAUAUAUACCUUCCGUGAACCGAAUGACCAGGUGGUAUGGAGAAGCGAAACCGUUACGAGCAGGAGAUUUAGUCUAUAUAGUGGAGGGGACUAAACGUAAGUUAUGGGUGCGCGGGGUAGUUCAAGAACCGAUAAUCGCCAGCGACGGGCGCAUUCGACAAGCAUGGAUCAAGACGAACAGUGGCGUUUUUAAAAGAGCUACAGCUGUGUUGGCUGUUCUAGAGAUAGAUGAUGGUAACACCGGGCCGACAACAGAAUCGGACCCAGAAUUACGGACCGGGGAAAUGUUGCGAACAGCCCCCCGAUCGGGCGAAAACGAUACAUUUGGCAACACUAGGCGAGAAAGAGGCACUGAGAAACAGGAAGAGAACAUGUAAACGUCACUUGGACCCGACCGGGAUAGAAAGAAGAAUUCGACCCAUAUUGGAGAGGGAAACAGAAGUUAAAGAAAAUCCUAGUGUGAGCUGGAGAAUAAAUUUAGAAAAUUAAGAUCAAAAGUAAAGAGAAGGUGAAGAUAUAAGUUCAAGUAGGAAAGAAUAGUGAGCAGAGAUAAUAAGGAAUCAUCACAGUCUAAAGGUCGCGCAUGGCUACGCACCAGACUAGGAGGAAUUUAAGAGAACACCUAAAUUCUUUGAUCUGCUAACAAGCUGAUACAAAGAGUGUUCUCUCGUGACAAAACCAACAGCUGGAUUUCACAUUUUUAAACAUAACAGGAAAAAUAAUAAUCUGUUCGCAAAAAAAAAACAUUAGGGUCUUAUGGGGCAACAAGACAUACCAUAUGACACUGACUUUAUGAAAAUCGGUUCGGCCAUCUCUGAGAAACAUGAGUGAGAUUAAACAGUCUCCAGAACACGUUUCUUUCUGUAAUUUCUGAACCAUAUGUCCAAUCUUCAUAAAAUUCAAAAGUUAAGGGUUUUUAGGUAGACCGUUCAUUUGAAACCAAUUUUGUUCAAAUCGGUUGUGUAGUUUCUGAGAUAUUGAUUUUUCGUGAUUUUUACAUUUUGAUACAUAACCUCUAAACUAGAAAUCAGAUUACAACAAAAUUCAAUAGGGUCUUA
Wyeomyia smithii (pitcher-plant mosquito) is the source of this 2747-nucleotide messenger RNA. RefSeq lists its product as uncharacterized. NCBI's taxonomy places the organism in Eukaryota, Metazoa, Arthropoda, Insecta, Diptera, Culicidae. Bases 414 to 2066 code for a protein of 550 amino acids. The record is from RefSeq and is a predicted model, not a curated record. The transcript has 3 exons. Gene Ontology annotation, molecular function: nucleic acid binding. Gene Ontology annotation, biological process: DNA integration.